Molecule: messenger RNA, 4470 nt
Organism: Sitophilus oryzae (rice weevil)
Lineage: Eukaryota; Metazoa; Arthropoda; Insecta; Coleoptera; Curculionidae
Gene: spir
Product: protein spire
Exons: 15
Coding region: 229-2373 (714 amino acids)
Biological process (GO): Golgi vesicle transport; intracellular transport; establishment of meiotic spindle localization
Cellular component (GO): cytoplasmic vesicle membrane; cell cortex
Molecular function (GO): actin binding
Source: RefSeq, a predicted model, not a curated record
GUGACGCAUGCCCGCCCAACCAAUCAAUAUGCGAAAAUCUAGGUCAGUUCAAAAAUUGAAGCAGGAAUGGAGAUAAUUUCCUUUAUGUUUAUUUUUAUCGCACUGUGAAUUGUAGAGAAGUACGAAACCCCAGUGUUUGAAUGAAUUUGUUCCAUUCGUUAUGGGAUUCGUUAUUAUUAUGUUAAGCAAAAUGUCAAAGUAUCAAAAUUCGAAGUGAAAAAGAAAACAAUGUCCGAAAAAUCGAAAUGUAGCGUUAAUUCUGACGGUAGUGUGAGUUUGGGUGAUAUAUUACAUUCAUUUAACUCUUGCAUAAAAGAAGAACAUGCAUGGGCCCUAUGCUAUCAGCUUUCCAAAUAUUUUUUCGAAUCUCUAUCCACGAAAAAACAUCACAUUCAUAAAAUAACUGAAGUACAACAUGUUUUUCUAAAAACCGAUGGAUCUGUUCACGAAAAUACUAGUCUAGCAAGGGAUAAGCCUAGGGAAUUAAUAAGAAAUGAAAAAGUUAUAGUAGCUGGCAUUGGAGUUGUAAUUUAUGCUACUUUAGAUCAUGAAUUUAGCGAGGGUGAAGAGGUGAUAAUCAGCAAUGAAUUAGAAGACCUCAUAAGCGAUAUGAUAUCGGAUGAUUUAAACAGUACACACAGUCAUCAUGAAACAGAUGAUGAAGGCAUUGAAAGAGAUUCAGAGGAGUCUUUUGAAGCUGGCCCAUCAAAAUCAACCCGUAUAAAUCUAGCUGAAGUUAUUAGAAGAUGUGAGACUCAUUUAGGUACCCUAACGAAAGCGCAAGUUGAAGCUCACUAUAAAGCAGUAGUGAGGGCUCUGGUGGCUGAAGCUAUAGAGCUCUCGACGUUUUUGGAUAAAGUUGCUCAGGGCACCAUUAGUUUACCCUCGUGUUCCACUGCCGGCAACUUGGACGAGUUGAAAUUUGUUGAUUGGGCUAAAUUCUGGGUUCAGGUUAUGGGUGAAUUAAGAACAGUCUUUGUUCUAGGUGUCAAAUUGAAGAAAGUGAAUUACAGCAAGGCGCCUAUCGAAUAUGAAUUAACGCCUUAUGAAAUAUUGAUGAAAGACAUAAGAAAUUGCAGGUACAAUUUGAGAAAAAUCAUGGUGAAUGGCGAUAUACCAAAUCGGGUAUCAAAGGAUGCACAUGCAAUUAUUUUGGAUUUUAUAAGAUCAAGACCUCCUUUAAAAAAAGUUUCUGAUCGAAAAUUACCUCCUCAAUCCAAAACUCUCACACCCAGAGAGCAACUUUUGCUCUCCAUCAAAAAGGGAAGAAAACUCAAACCUGUGCCCGUGCCAAGGGCUUGCCAUCGAUAUAAUAGUGUAGAUAAGGAGCUUCCAAAACCUUCAGGUAGAAAAUUAAUUAAAGUCGAUUUUUCUCAAUUUGAAGAUGACGAUGACGAACUCACAGUAGACACUCCAGACUCAAGUGAACCAGGAUUAUGGUCAUCCGAAUAUCAAGAAAUCUGCGAUAGUACAUUAGAUGUGUAUGAUUUAGCUACCCAAGCGUGUAACUUAAACAAAAGAAGAAGUACCUUAGGUGUUACUGAAACAGCUUUAGGCUGUUAUUCUGUACCACAAUCGCGGCCAGGAUCACGACAAUCAUGUAACAGCACGGAAUCCGAAUCAAUGCCAAUGGAGCCCGAGGUCGCUAGAGCUUUGCAAGAAGAACUCACCAACACUCAAAGCUGGCAAGACUCUAUUUCCUUAGACGAUAGGCUUUCACUCACCUUGUCAGAGAUAGUUCACAUUAGAACGGUGCUUACUAAAGCCGAAGUUGAAGCUUUGCCGACAGAAGGUCGCGUCAGACACGACGUGGAAAGUAGGAAAGUUUGUUUUCUUUGUUUAAAAACGAGAUUUGGCAUUUUUGGACCCUGGGGUCAGCGAUGCACGCUUUGCAAACGCACUGUCUGUACAAAAUGCUAUUCGAAAGUAAAUAUUCCUAUGGAACAUUUCAGUAGCGUUCCUGUUGUAUUACUAAGUCCCAGCAGAAUGUGUACUCCGGAGGAAGAAACAAAGGAAACGCUAACAAGAUCUUUAAUAAACAAAAUGAGCUCAAACCCAUCUUCUGGAGGUCUGUCAAAAGACAAUAGUCCAGACGUUAGCAAAUCACCCAGCGCAUCUAUUAUGGAAAGUAGCGUUAUUAGUGAUCCAGGUUCUGUUCAGAGUGCUACAAACGUGUCAAAAUUUCGCACAACUGCCUCAACAGUGGGAAGAGCUUCAAGAGUUGUUGAUCGCCUAAAGGGUACGCAAAUGAUCAUGUGUCUCGAUUGCAAAAUCAUGGUUUUACAAAUCAUAAAGUCAGCAAGGGUGAAUCGGUCGGCAAUCAGAAAUAAAACGCUACAAACCUUAACUCUCAACCUGUCACCUGUGUUUUAAUAAAUGUGAUAAGAUUUUUUUGAUUUGAGGCACUAAAUAAUCGGUACCACAUGUAAAAUUUCAGUCGGCACCUAAAAAAAAUUAAUAUUAAAUGGCGACUAUGAAUAUGAUACAAUUUAUUAUGUUUAUUACUUUAGAACAUUUAAAGUUAAACAUCUAUUUUAGCAGUAUUAAAUAAAAAAUAACAAAUUAUAAUUAUGUUAAGAUACAACUAAUACAAAAUCAUUUUAAAGGCCACUAAAGUAAUAUGUACCUCAUAAUGAUUUAGAAAAUAAGGUAUGGUUUAGAUAUAUCUAUUUGUAGUCACCUAUAUGAUAUGUUUAGAGUAAGAGAACCUACUGUUAUUCUAUAAAAGUAAUACCAAAGAUUUAUUUUUUAAUGAUAGGUACAUAUCUUUUUCAUAUUAGUCAAUUUCUGCUCUAGAUCGAUACUAUCGAAACUAUAUUAUUUUGUCUCAUCCUUCUAGAUAUUUUCCAAACCAAAGACUUUCAUUUUGUGAUAUUUUACAUAAAAAAAUUAGAAUAAUGUAGCAAAUUUUAUUAAAUUGGCAUUGAGCUUCAGUAAUAUUAAAAUAUAUUCUGCCUAUGGUAGUAAUAUCACAGUAUAACUGGUACUGUGUUGGUAUAUUGCCAUUUUUUGCACUUUCUUAAACAUAUCCUGCAGUCAAAAUCUUUUUUUGUCAUUUGAUAUACAGGGUGUUUUAAAAAACAUGUGCCAUUUCUCGUUUGGUUUGGUUUGACAUUCAAAUUGCUAAAAGCACUUGGAAGCAAAUUAUAAUAAAUCGAGAAAAAAAUGAAGACUUAUCCCUCCUAUAGCUACAAAACCAAGCAGAAUCGGACCCAUGUUGGUAUGAAAAAUAAAUCUUAUUUUUACGUGAGGAAUCUCCCCACGAAAGAUAGCACAUGUUCUUUGACACACCCUGUAUUGAAGAAAUUCAUUGAAGUUAAAAGGUUUCUUGAACAAAUUGAUAACUAAAAAAUCCCAUUUAUUUCUAACUUUAUGGCAUAUACUGUAUAUUACGAUAAAUUUAAUAGGCAUUCAGCUUCUGUAAUUUAUAUAAGUUCUACUCAAUAAUAUUACAGUAUAAGUUAUACUGUGACAUUACAUUGCCAGUAUUUUAUUAGUAUUAUGCACUUUCUUGCUAAAAAUUCAACUCUCCUCUGUGUUAUAAAAAGUAUUGCAGAAUUUUGUUGAAAAAAAUGUACUUGUAAGUUUACUAGUCAGAAGAAACUGUGUUUCAAUAUUUAUUCUUUUAUUUCUCGUCUUGUAGUUUUAUUUUCUGACCUUUUAAAUGUCUUAUUUUUAAUUAUUAAUGACGCGUUAGUCGAUUUCAGUUUAUCUUCAUAUUUAUUGUAUCUCUUUCAUUUGACCUUCGGUAAAUAAAUAGCUUAAGACAAUACGAAUGUUAUUUUAAUCUAAAAAAAUUAGCAGAAACUAUAUUCAUUUUAUUCAACUAAAGUGCAUUAAAUCAAAGAAUUUACAAUGGUAAUCUAGCAACUCGAUACUACAUUCCCUAAAACUUGAAAAUGAGUAGUGAUAGUAUUUUCUCAACUCUACCUGUUGCAAUCUAGCAUUUGUUUUAAUAAAUAUAGUUUAAAAUAGAUUAUAUAAACUGAAUAUAGAUCAUUUUAUUUUCAUAACUGUAAUUUUAUUAUAUAUUUCUUCCAAAAUAUAAAUGUUUAAGAAAUAAAUAAUAUGCUGUGUUGCACGUUUGUUUUAUUUUUAUUGUAUUUAUUGUAUGCUACACUGUACCCUAAUAAUAUAACCGACAAAAAAACAGUGUCAGUGAUCUUUAGGUCAUUUAUUACAAGACAACAUAAAAACUUAAUUCUUAAUCCCAAUAAUUUGUUUGGUAAAAAAUAUAAUUUGGAGAAUAGACUGAAAGGGAAUCUGAAUCUUUCUCUUUAAUUUGUUAAUUAUUGUUAUUCCUGUUUGUAACAAAAACAAAUAUUGCUGUAGGAAGUCCUUGUAUUUUUUUUUUCAAAAGUUGUAGUAUAAAUGUUAUUACAAUUUGUAACAUGGACCAAAUAAGAAAAAUAAGCUCUUAAAAAAAUAUUUAUAACAUGUUAAAAAACAAUAAGAGUAUAUCGAUAUAAA